UGAACAGAUAAAAAUCUUCGAUAAGUAUAUUAGAAUUAUCUCCCUUUGCUGUAACUACCCAACGGACGCGCUUCCCUAGCAACGCGUGUAACUUUUCUUGGGGCUUGCUUGGUAUGGCAAUGUCAAUAACUUGUAAUAAUUGAACAUGACAUAGGUGUAGUAAAGUUUGUAGCUGGUUCAAAGUUUCAACAAUGACUGAAAUGAUGCAAGGGCUUCUAUCCGAAGCUAGAAACGGUCGAUUUUCGUCGAUCAAAGACACACUUUCAGAAGACGAUAUUUCAAGUGUUUGGGAAAAUGCAGCAUCAUUUAUUGAGAAACAAAUGUCUCAACAAAAGGGGGUUAAUAUACCUAACCUUGGAGUUUUCACCUUCUCGCAGAAAAAGUUGGAUGUUGGAAAUAAUAAAUUUAUUUUAAUCCAGAGACCAGUUUUCAAUAUUUCUGAGAAGUUUGCACAAACACAUGCCCUACAUUUCACAAAAUACCAUGUACCAGGUCAAAUACCAGUUGUACAACUUAACUAUGCAGCUUUAUCAUUCGAAUCAGCAUUCGAUCGAGAUACGGUAGAAUCAUGUAUACGAGAAAUAUUAAACGCUGUUGGUAAAGCUCUUGCUAAUAAGAAGAAUGUGGAAGUUCUGUUUGCAGGAAUUGGACGAUUGUCUUUUAGAGAUUCUAGGGUCAAAAUGAGAUUCUUCAAAGAUUUUAUCAAUCAAAUGGAUGGUUCUGGAAAAUUAGUAGAUUCUAUGCAAAAUAGACCUGGAACUGUUGAUUCAGUUAUGACAAAUAGAAGUUGUGUGUCCAGACCAGCUACAUCUAAUACACUUGUUUUACCAAAGAUUUCUAAUUCCCAUUUAAAUGCUGGUAAUAAUCUAGCACCAUUAGUGGAACAGGAAGAAGAUUAUUUACCAAUAGAGAAAGAUGUCGGCAGUAUCAAUAAUGAUUUACCAGCACCUAGCGUAGAUAUGGCCGAAUCUGACAUCCAACCAAUAGAAACAGAUGUAUUAGAUCAACCUCAGUUAUCCGAGAUACCAGGUGGUAUGGAUACAGGAGAUAUUAUGACAGAUAAUGCUGUGUGUAAUAUAUUAAAUACAAGUACAGAUGAACCUGACAUUGUUACUGGGGAAGUAGUAGACAUCGCCCCAGAUCUAGUCAUAGAUGAUGAACGCCGUUCUCUGGGCCCAGUUGGAUCACGUGCAGGAUCAAGAUUAGCCAUGCCAUUACCUAGAGCUACUGGUGUCAGCUUAUUAGAUGAUCUUGUUCCAGCUUCAUUGACUCCUAAAUUAGUUCCAGGAACUCCACUUGUACCAGGAACACCCUCAGCACAUAUGGUUGGUUCACCUAUGGUUCCAGGAACACCAUUAGUACCAGGAACACCAUUGGUAGCUAAAUCAUAUCCCGGUCCUCACAUGAUUAGUGAGGGAGAUGGAUAUGAACCAUUCCCACCUCGAACACCAUUAAACAAGAUUUUAUCUCCACCUCAUCUGGCCCCUUUAAGUCGGGCAAGAAGUGCCGAACAAUUCCCUGAAACCAAAGAUGUCACUUUUGCAGCAAAUACCAAACCAUCAUCAGCUUGCGGCCAUUCAAACGCUGGUCAAGAAUUGUGUUAUUUAUGUCAUCAACGAUGGAAUCGUAAUAUUCCUGUGUCAUUCAAUGCAGAGAAGAAACGUCGCGAAGAAGAGGAAGAUAUCCUGUUACAGCAGUACCAAUCUCUGAGAGAUGGAGAAGAAAUGUUAAAAGAACAGGAUAAAAUAAUGUCAAAAAGAAAUGAUCUCCAAAGAAUUGCAGCAUUUAAUUUAGGGAUAGCUGAGGCUGUAGAUCUUUCGAAGAAAAAACGAGAUACAGAAUUUCAUAGAUCAUAUGUUUUCCAAAAGAGGCCUUUAACACCUUCCCGAUUUCCUAAACAGGAGGCGUAUAGUAAGGAACUACAGAAACAGGUUGAAAUUAAAGAAAAGACGAAACAGAAACAGAAAACAGAUAGUGAUUUCCUGGAAAGAUUAGAACAAGUUCAACUAGCUGAAGAUUUAGCCGCCCAGAGAGAGCAGUAUUUACAGAAUAAAUUCAAUCAACAAGAUUCAUAUAAGAAGGCAUUGGAAACUCAGUUAAAAUUCAAACCAAUGCCAUUACCCAAUCAUGAAUCAGAUACAGAAGUAUUUGGUUUGCAUGAUGUAAGCAAUGAGAAGAUGGCUGAGAGGAGACGAAGAGCGCACGAUUUAUCCCGUGAACAACAAGAUUUGGUCGCCCAGAAAAAACGUGAUGCUAUUUUGAGACGAUUAGCUGAACAAGAAGAAGAAGAACAAGUCCUAGAAAAAACUAAGCAUGAGUUGUUGGAUGACAGAGCUAACCGCUUCGCACAUAGAUUUGAAUUACGUAAAGAACUGGAACAAGAUUGGUUUGGUGCUGCUCAGUCCAAAAGAGCUCGUGAAUUACAGGAUAAAUUAAGCAGUCUUCACCCAGGAAAGUUAGUUCAUGAACAGUGCGAUAAAUACAAGAGAUGUCAUAAAUGUUCGAGGAAAUUGGCAAAUUACGGAGAAUCAAAUAUUUGGAGUGAAAGUCGAUACAUACCUGGUUCACGUUUGAUGGUCUAAAAAAGAUUUUCUUCAAAUGUAAUAGGGUGUGGUAUGACCAGACACCUGUAUAUGGAAGUUGUUAAAAAUCAAAAGUUAUAUCUUCCUUUCUGCAUUUUGUUUUGGAUGAAAGACCCCUUAAAAUCAAAUAAGACAAGUUAAGUCUGUUUUCUAACUUAGGGAUAGUCAUUUAAAGAAAUAAAAUUGUCUGGCUAUACUUUUCUGUGGGGAACAAAUAUUUACCAGUAUAUUCUUUUUUUUCAAAAAGAUUUAAUUAAAAUAAAACAAAUCUUGUUUUCUACUUUAGGAUUGUUCUUUGAAUGUGUAAAAUGAAUUAUUUAUUUUCAAAAAGAUUUAAUUAAGAUAAAUUUUUUAAAAAAUGUUUUUUUUAGGGUGAAUUUCUUUUAAUCUGAUUUAGCAAAGGAACGAUUAAUACGCUGGUUUUGCAUUUUAUAUUGUUAAGAAUCAUUAUUGUUUAGGAAGAGUUUCACUUACAAUAACUGGUAUGUUUAUAUUGUGAUAUCUCACUGUCAAGAUUUUUAAUUUCAAUCAUUUGAAUAUUGUAUUUGUUAAGAAUUGUAAUUGUUGAGGAUUUGUUUAAACAGAAAACACUUCUGGAAAACAUAAGUUAUUUUAAUAAUGAAAGUACACAAUAUUCGUUUUUGUCUUAAUUUGAAAAAUUUGUUGGAUGUUGGGAAUUUGAAUCGGGUAAUAAACCUGUCUCCAUUGUGAAUUUAAUCGUGAACAUUUUGUUUGAAUUGUUGUAUGUAAUUUAAUUGUCAAUUUUAAAUUAAAUGAAUUGUUAGACACUGUUUAAUUGAAAUAGCCUUGACCCUUUGAACCAACCAGAGUAAUUGGUUUUCCAUUCGUGGCCUUCUGACGUUGAAUUUCUGGACAACAACUGUUCCUUAAACUGACACAACAAAGUGGAAUAUUGGAGUUAACCCAUGAAAGCAAUGUUUUAUUGCCGGAGCGGUUGGUUCUCUUCGCUUGUUUUUGUCCAGACAUCCGAAUUUUAAGCAACAAAUAUCAAUGUAUAGACCACAAAAGUUUCAAAGGGUUAUAUAUAACUGUAUGUUCAAUUUCUCUAGAACAAAAUAAGCAAAACUGUUAAACUUUUAAAUAUCCAAUUGUUUUCAGUAUUAGAAUGUGUAUCUAUUUUUUUUUUUUAAAUUUUGAAAAAACAAGAUCUGUCAAAGUUUUUGAUAUUAGUAUUAAAUCAAAAGUUCAAAAUAUUUUGAGGUAAUUUUUUUUUCUGGUCUCAAAGGAAUCCUAUACAAGUUUACUGCAUAGGAGUAAUAUUUAGUUCUUCAAAAUGAAAUUAACAAAAAUUAUUGUUGCUUUUUGAUUGUUUUUUUCCAUAUCCUGUUAUCAAAACAGCGUAAAGUAUUAAACACUGUGGCAUUUAUGUAUUGGGAGCUGUGAUUAAUGCUGAAUCUUGAGGCUGAGAUAAGAGCUUUACAUGAUAUUAGUUAGAGAAAUAUAUAGUUAGUUUGGUUGAUUAUAAUGUGUGUCCUAUGUCAUGUAGAUUAGUAUAAUUGUUAUGUACAGUUAACUUAGUGGAUUUUUUAAAAAAUGAUUUCUCCAAACAGUAUUAAAACGUUCAUCUGACAUCUAUUGAACAGGGCUCUCAUUUCUAUCAAAUCUACCGGUUUUCACCAUUGUCUUGUUAAUCUGCGAUAAUCCAGACAUGAAAUAUUGACCAGGUCGCAGAAUUUAAGAAGUGGGAGCCUCGCUAUAUAGAGCCUUAUUUGUGAACGUAAAAUUAAGGAUAUUUUAGUCUUGAUUUAACAAUUUUUGUUGAGUGGAGAGUUAAUUCGAUUUUGUAUCUUUCGUCCCUCCCCCAAACCCACACAUAUCUACUUGUGAUUUUGUUAUAUAUCAUUCAUAUAUAUGUUUGAUUAAAAAUGUAUUAAUCUUUUAGAUCCAUAUAUUAAAUUUGGCUGUGAUAAUUUUCUUUGUAUAUAUACAUUUUAUAUAUUUUGAUAAAUUAUAUUGUUUAUUUAUUUGUGUAUCAUUUUUAUUAUUAUAUAUCUUUAUCAUGGCAUAACCAUUUCAUAUUUUAGCAGAUUCGUUUUGACUGUUCGAUAAGCUCUUAUACUAAAAACGAACCAACUCACUAACGAUCAUAAUAAACGGCUCACUAUUGGGAAUAACCCACAUAAUAUUUAUUUCUGUACCAUAAUUUACUAUGUUUGUCUGCAUUAUUUGAAACUAUCUCUUCCAUUCCCAAUGUCAAAUCCCUUUCUUGCGCCUAGUUGAUCUUUAUAUCUUAUUAAAGUCAUCAUGCAAAUAAAACUUUGUGCAUCUUU
Molecule: messenger RNA, 4873 nt
Organism: Patella vulgata (common limpet)
Lineage: Eukaryota; Metazoa; Mollusca; Gastropoda; Patellidae
Product: coiled-coil domain-containing protein 81
Exons: 14
Coding region: 192-2582 (796 amino acids)
Cellular component (GO): centrosome
Source: RefSeq, a predicted model, not a curated record